ACGGCCCGGAGCCGGUGAAGCGGCGCAGGGGGAGGGGAAGGAACCAAGGGAUGAGCGCCGGGAGGGCGUCGGGGGCCCUGAGCCGGACUAGGACGCCCCUGCAGCCGGAGCCCCGACAGAAGCCGGAGCCCGAACGAAAUCACCGGUACCGGGUGGGCCAGCUGCAGCCCCCUAAACCCAGGAGGCGCCCUGGCCCGCGCUCGCCCCCCAGGGCCUCAUGUCGGAACCACAGCCUGACCUGGAGCCGCCCCAACAUGGGCUGUACAUGCUUUUCCUGCUUGUGCUGGUCUUCUUCCUCAUGGGCCUGGUAGGCUUCAUGAUCUGCCACGUGCUCAAGAAGAAGGGCUACCGCUGCCGCACGUCAAGGGGCUCAGAGCCUGACGACGCCCAGCUUCAGCCCCCUGAGGACGAUGACAUGAAUGAGGACACAGUAGAGAGGAUUGUUCGCUGCAUCAUCCAAAAUGAAGCCAAUGCUGAGGCCUUGAAGGAGAUGCUGGGGGACAGUGAAGGAGAAGGGACAGUGCAGCUGUCCAGCGUGGACGCCACCUCCAGCCUGCAGGACGGAGCCCCUUCCCAUCAUCACACAGUGCACCUAGGCUCUGCAGCAUCUUGCAUCCAUUGCAGCCGCAGCAAGAGACCCCCACUAGUCCGUCAGGGACGCUCCAAGGAAGGAAAAAGCCGCCCCCGGACUGGGGAGACCACUGUGUUCUCUGUGGGCAGGUUCCGGGUGACACACAUUGAGAAGCGCUAUGGCCUGCAUGAACAUCGUGAUGGCUCUCCCACAGACAGAAGCAGGGUCUCUGGUGGGGGACAGGACCCAAGGGGUGGGCAGGGGUCUGGGGGAGGGCAGCCCAGGGCAGAGAUGCCUGCCUUGGAGAGGCUGCCCCAUGAAGGGCCACAGCCCCAGGCCCUGGCCAGCCCUCCAGUGCAGAAUGGAGGACUCAGGGAUGGCAGCUUAAUUCCUUGUACACUUGAGGGGAACCCUGGAGCCUCUGCAGAGCCGACACUGAGGGCCGGAGGGAGGGGCCCAAGCCCUGGGAGGCCUACUCCAGAGGCAAAUGGACAGCCAAGCAAACAGGACACCUCAGAUCACCAGGUGUCUCCACCACGGGGAACAGGGGGUGUGUGAGCAUUCUUCACUGGCUGAUGGACUACCAGCUGGCAGGGCCAGGGGACAGGUGGGCAUGAAGGCCUACCUCUCCACUGUACAGCACUGCCCCCAGCUGAGUGACCAGCUCUACUUCUACCUGGAGUUGCAUGGUCUCAGGCUGGGGGACCUCGGGAGAGGUGCCCCCAUCCCUGGACCCUCAGUUAUCUUCCCCUUCCCCUGCCUUCCAACAGGCUGCCUGACCUGCCUUCCCCAGCCCCUCGCUCCAUGUGCUAGAGAGUGGCAGCUGGAAGCAGGCCCCUGCCCUUGGUGGGCCACUAAAGCAAUAGCACCUUAGGCCCCCUUCCCUCUUGGCACAAGAGGCCCAGGCCUGGCUUGGCCUUCGUGCCCUUUAUUCACUGUCAAUAAAUCCGCUCAGACCAUUA
Molecule: messenger RNA, 1533 nt
Organism: Carlito syrichta (Philippine tarsier)
Lineage: Eukaryota; Metazoa; Chordata; Mammalia; Primates; Tarsiidae
Gene: RELL2
Product: RELT like 2
Exons: 8
Coding region: 218-1129 (303 amino acids)
Biological process (GO): positive regulation of p38MAPK cascade; positive regulation of cell-substrate adhesion
Source: RefSeq, a predicted model, not a curated record